Fukomys damarensis (Damara mole-rat) is the source of this 2683-nucleotide messenger RNA. RefSeq names its product zinc finger protein 668 (gene Znf668). Gene Ontology annotation, molecular function: RNA polymerase II cis-regulatory region sequence-specific DNA binding; DNA-binding transcription factor activity, RNA polymerase II-specific. Gene Ontology annotation, biological process: regulation of transcription by RNA polymerase II. The record is from RefSeq and is a predicted model, not a curated record. The transcript has 5 exons. NCBI's taxonomy places the organism in Eukaryota, Metazoa, Chordata, Mammalia, Rodentia, Bathyergidae. Bases 401 to 1966 code for a protein of 521 amino acids.
AGGCGGAAGGUGCUGCUGUUAACUUCCCCUUCCUUCUCCGCGGAAAGCUGCAUUUCCGCUUCCUGGCUCGCUGGCCCCGCCCCCCGCUGGGUCCUAGCGCCGGCCAGGCACAGGCAGAGUCCGGGCUUCUGUGCGUGCGAGGAGCUGAUGCCGGCACCACGGAAGCGGCCCCAGUCGAAUCGGAUGAGAAAACUAAGGUCCUAAGACAUACAAUAAAUUGCACAAGUUUACAUCAGCUGGAGAGUGAUGGAGGCAAGAUUUGAACCUGGGCAUUCUCACUUCAAAGGCUAUGCAUUUAACCACAGUGCUGUACUGUUGUUCUGGACCUCAGUUCUUUUAUCUAUGAAAAGAACUUUUCUCAUGAUGCUGACAUGAAGGAGACGCCCCACCCACCAAGGCCAUGGAGGUGGAGGCCACCGAGGCCGGUUCCCCAACCCCUGGAUACAAGCGAUGUGGCCGCCGCUAUAAGUGCCUGUCCUGUACCAAGACAUUUCCAAACGCUCCCAGGGCCGCGCGCCACGCUGCCACGCAUGUUUCCACAGACCGUGAGGAGGUGGCAGAGGUGAAGCCAACGCAGGACACUGAAGCCAAGGGAGAAGAAGCCAGUGGGGACAAAGGGUCCGGCUCAGCGGCGAAGCCUCGGCCCUAUGCGUGCUCACUGUGCCCCAAGGCCUACAAGACGGCACCCGAGCUUCGCAGCCACGGGCGCAGCCACACAGGCGAGAAGCCCUUCCCGUGCCCGGAGUGCGGUCGCCGCUUCAUGCAGCCCGUGUGCCUGCGCGUGCACUUGGCCUCGCACGCUGGCGAGCUGCCCUUCCGGUGCACGCACUGCCCCAAGGCCUACGGCGCGCUCUCCAAACUCAAGAUCCACCAGCGUGGCCACACCGGGGAGCGGCCCUAUGCCUGCACCGACUGCGGCAAGAGCUUCGCAGAUCCCUCGGUGUUCCGAAAGCACCGGCGCACGCACGCAGGCCUGCGGCCCUAUGGCUGCGAGUGGGUGGGUCCGUCGCCUUCACGCCCGCCCUCUCUGCCCCACAGGUCCCACACUGGGGAGAGGCCCUUCCUCUGCUCCGAGUGCGGGAAGAGCUUCUCCCGCUCGUCAUCUCUCACCUGCCACCAGCGCAUCCACGCGGCACAGAAACCCUACCGCUGCCCGGCCUGCGGCAAGGGCUUCACGCAGCUCAGCUCCUACCAGAGCCACGAGCGCACACACUCCGGGGAGAAGCCCUUCCUGUGCCCGCGCUGCGGCCGCAUGUUCUCCGACCCAUCCAGCUUCAGGCGCCACCAGCGCGCGCACGAGGGCGUGAAGCCGUACCGCUGCGACAAAUGUGGCAAGGACUUCCGGCAGCCGGCCGACCUGGCCAUGCACCGGCGCGUGCACACGGGCGACCGGCCCUUCAAGUGCCUGUUGGCCCUGCCGGUCGGUGUGACAGGCGAGGGCCCAGCCGCCCCCGGCGCAGACACAGGCCUGGGGAACCCUCCGGCGGGGCUGCUAGGGCUGCCUCCUGAGUCCAGCACAGUAAUGGCCACGCAGUGGCAAGUUGUGGGCAUGACGGUGGAACAUGUGGAGUGCCAGGGUCCAGGUAUUGGGGAGGCUCCGGAUCCCUUAGGAUUGGCAGGGGUUGAGGAGGCCGAUGAGAAGCCACCACAGUUUACUUGUCGCGAGUGCAAAGAGACCUUCUCCACUCUGACCUUGCUCCGGCGGCACGAGCGGUCACACCCUGAACUCCGGCCCUUCCCCUGUUCACAGUGUGGCAAGAGUUUCUCAGACAGGGCGGGGCUGCGCAAGCACAGCCGCACUCACAGCUCCGUGCGCCCCCACGCCUGCUCCCACUGCCCCAAGGCUUUCUUAAGUGCCAGUGACCUGCGCAAGCACGAACGCACUCACCCAGUGCCGGUAGGGACCCCCAUACCGCUGGAGCCGCUCGUGGCUUUGCUAGGAAUGCCUGAAGAGGGGCCGUCUUGAGGCCCAUGGUCCCCUUCACCGCACUCCCAAUUGGAGGGCCCUGCUCACACAGGGACCUCAAACUGCUUGGUGCCCCUCCAGCUCUUUAGACUCCAGAUCCCUGCCCCUUGGGCAACUAGCUCACCUGCCACAAAACUAAGAACUGGGGACAAUAGAGGUGGUCAGCAUCUGUGAGAGAGUUCUCUGGACACUCACUAAAGCAUUCACUUUGACCCUGGGCUAUCUUCUGUGUCCUGGUUGAGGGUGAGUGAAUGGAGCUGGAUGUCAAGGGGAUCAGUGGAGACCCCCAGUCUGAUGGGUCCUUACAUGUAUUAUUUCCCAAGGUGUUUUGGGAUCUUUUGUGACAAAGCAUUUCAUGGCCAAGUAAGUACAGGAAGUUCCCGAUCCUCAGAAAAUUUUGUUAAAAGCAUCAAACCAGGUGUGGUGCACACACCUAUAAUCAGCUACCUGGAGGUUGAGGCAGGAGGAUCACAAGUUUGAGGCCAGACUGGGCAGUUUAGCAAGAGCCUGUCUCACAAAGAUAAAGGGCUAGGGCUGUAAUUUGGUGCCCUCAGGGUUUGAUCCUCACUUCCCAAAGAAAAGAAAGCUGGUUGCAGUGGUGCAUGCCCAUAAUCCCAACACUCCAGGCUGAGGCAGGAGGAUUGCCAGGAGUUCAAUCCUGGGCUACCUUGCGACCUUAGGGCCAGUUGAAUUACAUAAUAAGACCCUGUCUCAAAA